This is a messenger RNA of Rhagoletis zephyria (snowberry fruit fly), 579 nucleotides long. RefSeq lists its product as uncharacterized. NCBI's taxonomy places the organism in Eukaryota, Metazoa, Arthropoda, Insecta, Diptera, Tephritidae. The record is from RefSeq and is a predicted model, not a curated record.
AUUAUCCUGCCGGUCAGUUGGGAUGGUACAUUUGCAAAGAGUGGCGAGACACGUAUUCAACCCGAACGCAACCACUCCGAUGACUCUGAAUACUUUCAAUAUAAUAGGGAACCCACAGUGCUGCCCACACAAUGGAAUGGUGAAUUUCAGCUCGAUCCCAAUGAUAUACGCAUCAAACCAGAGCGUAACUUCUCAGACGCGCGUGACUAUGCGGAGGCAAUCCGCUUCAAGCCAAUCAGUUAAACGACAUCUUGGUAUUAUGGGAGCUAGCGGAAAAUAUUCGAGCUCAGCAUUGAAACUGUUUUAAGUUUUACUAACCACACGUUUUUCAAUAAUUUCAACUACACGCAAAAUCGCACAAGUGCUGACUGAUUUAGUGAGCCAAAUUUAUGCAUAAGCCAUAAAUGGUGAAGCUAAAAUCUAUACUUUUGUGCACUCUUAAGAUGUACUCGUAUUUACUUACAUAUGUAUAUUUAGUGCAGAAAAUUUUUUUUAAAUUAUGUAUUGUGAUUAUAUUUGUAUGUAGUAGUAUUGAUGUCAAGAGAAAUAAAUGGACUAACUUUGUUGAGUACUUAAACA